This is a messenger RNA of Purpureocillium lilacinum, 1446 nucleotides long. The record is from RefSeq and is a predicted model, not a curated record. NCBI's taxonomy places the organism in Eukaryota, Fungi, Ascomycota, Sordariomycetes, Hypocreales, Ophiocordycipitaceae.
AUGGCGGAAAAUACCAAUCCCGAUGUUGAAAAGAAGAGCCUUAUACUCAACGCCUUUGUGAUGAUGUGCAGUGGCCACCAAUCACCGGGGCUAUGGCGACAUCCGAGUGACAAGUCCUGGAAGUUCAAAGACACGGAGCAUUGGGUUGAGCUAGCCAAGCUAUUGGAUCAGGCGAAGUUUCACGGGAUCUUUAUCGCAGACGUUCUCGGUGGCUACGAUGUCUAUUCCAAGUCUCUUGAGCCCUCGAUAACCUCCGGAGCUCAGUGGCCUGUAACUGAGCCGCUUUCGGUAAUCCCUGCCAUGGCGGCAGCAACUAAGAGCAUUGGAUUUGGCGUCACUGUGUCGACUACCUAUGAGCAGCCGUACCACCUCGCGAGAAGGCUUUCCACAGUCGACCAUCUCACAAAGGGAAGAGUCGGGUGGAAUAUUGUCACGAGCUAUCUCGAAUCGGCAGCAAAGAACCUCGGCCGCACUGAGCAGCUUGGCCACGAUGAGCGAUAUGCGCAAGCUGAAGAGUACAUGACGGUCAUAUACAAGCUGCUGCAGUCUUCCUGGAGAGAUGAUGCCGUUUUGCUCGACCGCGAGCGUGGAAUCUACACCGAUCCGCGCCUGGUACGGAAGAUUAACCACGAAGGGAAGUAUUUCUCAGUUCCCGGGCCUCACAUCGUGGACCCGAGCCCGCAGCGAACUCCCCUUCUGCUCCAGGCGGGCGCCUCGAAAGCCGGCAAGCUCUUUGCUGCCCAACAUGCCGAAGCCAUCUUCACCUCUGCUCACGCCCCGGCCGUGUGCGCCAAAAACAUUGCUGAGAUCCGACAAACCGCCAAAGAUGUUUUUGGAAGAGACCCGAAGAGCAUUAAGGUCCUGGCGCUAGUCACAACCAUACUUGGCAGGACCGAGGAAGAGGCUCUGGCAAAGUACAACGACUACAAGCAGUAUGCGUCGCUCGAAGGAGCCCUCUCGCUCUUUGGUGGUUGGACGGGCAUCGAUCUUAAUGAAUAUGGAGAUGAUGAAGAGCUCCGGCAAGUCGAGAGCAAUGCCGUCAGGUCGACCGUCGAGGGCUAUGCCAAGUUCUCUCCCGCAAACUCAAAGUGGACAAAGCACACUGUAGCGGAGCACGUUAGCAUCGGUGGCAACGGCCCUCUCUUUGUCGGCACUCCAUCUCAAGUAGCGGACAGCCUCGAGACAUGGGUUCGAGAGGCCGACGUCGACGGCUUCAAUCUUGCAUACGUGUUGUUCCCCCAGUCAUUCGAAGACAUCAUUGAGCUUCUCGUCCCUGAGCUUCGAAAGAGAGGCUUAUUCUGGGAUGACUAUGCUGUGCCGGGUGGCACUUAUCGGGAGAACUUUUACCAGAAGCCAGGGCAAAAGCACCCUCCUGCCGAGCAUGUCGCGGCAAAGCAUCACUGGGCAGCCGGGGUGGAUGCGGACCAGUAUCAGGCACCGCAAUGA